AUAAUAAAACACAAUGGUUUUUGAAAAUGUCUUACUUUUGAGACAUUUGAAUGGCUGUGAUCAUUUUUGAUGUAUUUGAGGGUUGAGAUUAAACCAUUUCCUGCCCAAUAAUCCUUCUCCAAUUUGCAGCGGCUCGACUCUGAUUGAUGGACUCCUUCAGUCACUGCCACCCACCGUCUCACUCCUUUCUUUUUCUCUCACUCAUUACCUCCCUCUCUCUUUUUCCCUCUAUCCAUCGCCUCCUGGCUGCUGCGCAUAAACCUCCAUUCUGUCUGCACUACUCAAAAGCACGGUAGGUGGAGAGCGCAGUGGUUUCUGGGUCUCUCUCUCUCUCUCCUUCAUAUUUUCUCCGUGCAUCCAAGACUACAUGUUAUGGACAAUAUUACUAUUUUUGGUCAAGUGGAUGGAGAUUUACACCGAACCGUUCGAUUUCUUCAAGAAAAAAAUGUUAAUGUUGUUAUUCGCGAUGAACGUGACCUUAAUACUAUUCGCAUUCGUGAGGCAAAGGCAAAGGAAAAAGAAAAGGCUACCCCUUCUGGCAAAGGGAAGAAAAAUGUCCAUCCCGUGGAUUGGAUCGAAAAAUUUAUGGAGCUUAAAAGGAGAAAUACGACUAGCUUGCUUCGAUGGGGAUGUAAUAAGAUUAUUGUGCAUGUUCCUCAUUGGGGAUACAUACAAGUUGAUACAAAAACUUUUUGGAAAGUAAUGAGAAGAAAGUUUGGGCGAACACAUAUUUGAAGACAUGUUAUUGAAAGAUUUUUUGUAAAUCAUACAUAUUUUGGAAAUGUUUAACCCACUUUUUGUAAGGUUUUACCCACUCUUUUGGUGUAUGACUAUAAUAUUUAUUUUUCUUAUGUAGUUAUAAUUUGAUGUCAGUAGU
Messenger RNA from Diospyros lotus (date-plum), 877 nucleotides. RefSeq lists its product as uncharacterized. The transcript is spliced from 8 exons. The record is from RefSeq and is a predicted model, not a curated record. Lineage: Eukaryota; Viridiplantae; Streptophyta; Magnoliopsida; Ericales; Ebenaceae. The coding region runs from base 373 to 735 and encodes 120 amino acids.